Molecule: messenger RNA, 730 nt
Organism: Emiliania huxleyi CCMP1516
Lineage: Eukaryota; Haptophyta; Isochrysidales; Noelaerhabdaceae
Exons: 3
Coding region: 1-690 (229 amino acids)
Source: RefSeq, a predicted model, not a curated record
AUGCCCUGCCUCCUGCUCGCGGUGCUGCCUGGCGUCGCAGCGGUUAUCCUCGGGAGCCGCGGCGUUUUUCCGCCUCGCUCGAGCUGCAUCGCCAUGGCUCAACCAGAGUACAUCUUUGAAAUGGCGGAGGACCGCUCGUCGAUCCGGUUCGGCUGCCGGCAGCGCAGCCUCACUCCCGUCAAGCCCGAGGCGGGUGGAUCCCUGCAGGAGUUCAUCGGCAGCGACGCUUCGGCGAUCGUCAUGUCAUCGUGGGACGCCGGGCAGGUCCAGCGCGUCGACGGCACGGACGACGAGUUCCUGAUAGCGGUCGAGGAGUUUGACUUUGUGGCGCUCCGCUUCGCCGUGGAGCUCCGCGCAAAGUGCACGCUCGACGCCGCCACGACGACGGCGAGGCUCGAGUCGCGCGGCUUCCGCCUGAUCGGCUCCGGGCUGGGCAGCAUCGCAGACGCGAUCGACGUCCGCGUGACCGGCGCGCUGCGCCCGUCUGCGCCUGACGCGAGGCUCUGUGCGCUCUCCGGCGACGUCUCCUUCGUCGCCUCUGGCGCACUGCCGGACGUGCUUCGCGCCGCGCCGGAGCCGGCGCUCCGCGCGGCUGCAAACCUGAUGAGCAGGAGCCUCAUCGGUGCCGCACAGGAGCGGUUCAACACGCGUGUGCCGCGGGCGUACGCGACGUGGGCGCAGUCACGGUGAUAGAGCACCCUUUGGGGGAUGAGUUGCCAUAUUGUCACCA